Dovyalis caffra is the source of this 575-nucleotide messenger RNA. Lineage: Eukaryota; Viridiplantae; Streptophyta; Magnoliopsida; Malpighiales; Salicaceae. The record is from the annotation of a GenBank genome assembly.
AUGGAUUCUCUUGGACUUCCCUCUCUCAGUGCUCACAAACUCUCACAUUUUAACUUGCAAAAAGAACAAAGCACAAAAUUGUUUUCAAAAUUGCGUCACUUCAACUCUUCAGUGUCACCCUCUUUGAAACUCAGUCCAACCUAUACAACUCAACGUUUACGAAGGAGUAUGAUACAAAUGCAAGCUGUUGAUGGAGACUUUGAACUGAAGCAAGCGAGAGACAUGGCAGCAGCCAAGAAAAGAUGGGAUGCUCUGAUUAGGGAAGGAAAGGUAAAGAUUCUUACACCAAGGGAAGCUGGGUAUGCAAUUCAACUUUCUAAAAAACCUCUACUGGAUGUUCGUCCCUCCUUGGAACGGAAAAAGGCAUGGGUUAAAGGCUCGACUUGGAUUCCAAUAUUUGAAGUUGAUGAUAAUUUUGAUGCUGGAACUGUUGCAAGGAAGAUUACAAAUUUUGUGAUGGGAGGUUGGUGGAGUGGUGUGCCUACAUUGUCUUAUGAUAAGCAGUUCCUAUCAAAGGUCGAGGAGAAGUUUCCAAAAGAUGCAGACCUUAUUGUUGCAUGCCAGAGAGGAUUGAG